Molecule: messenger RNA, 4440 nt
Organism: Arabidopsis thaliana (thale cress)
Lineage: Eukaryota; Viridiplantae; Streptophyta; Magnoliopsida; Brassicales; Brassicaceae
Gene: DWA3
Product: Transducin/WD40 repeat-like superfamily protein
Exons: 19
Coding region: 427-3966 (1179 amino acids)
Biological process (GO): regulation of unidimensional cell growth; microtubule severing
Cellular component (GO): cytoplasm; cytoskeleton; katanin complex
Molecular function (GO): microtubule binding
Source: RefSeq, marked reviewed
GUCCAAGAAAAAUGCUUAAUUAUAUUUUUAAAUUUUUUAAAAAAUUAAAAAACCUACCGACCGAUUAAAAAAAAAAAAAACUUUCUUCGCUUUAUCAAAAUUUCUUCUUCUUCUUCUCUGUUUCUUUCUUAAUUCUGCUUCGUGUCACUAUUUGAAUCUGAUUUCGUCUCGUUUCUUUCAAUCUUCUUCCCCGAAUCUGAUUCUCUCUCACGUUUUUUGGAUUUCAAAUCUCAACGGAAAGCGAUCUCUUCUCAUAUCCCUCCCUUUGAAAUCUCCCUAAAAUCUCGACCUCUGUCGUUUAGUGACAAUUCGGAUUUUUGUAGCUCCGAUUCACCGUUUUAAAUCGAUUCCGGAAGCUACAGAUUCGAUUCCAGAUUCAAAUUUCUAUUUCCCCCUCACGGAUUCGCUGGAAAAUCGAGUUAAAAAAUGGCGAAGCGUGGUUAUAAGCUACAGGAGUUUUUGGCACAUUCUGCAAAUGUGAAUUGUCUAAGUAUCGGAAAGAAGACAUCACGGCUCUUUAUAACUGGUGGUGAUGAUUACAAAGUCAAUCUUUGGGCGAUUGGCAAGCCUACUUCUUUAAUGAGUCUGUGUGGACAUACUAGUGCAGUGGAUUCAGUAGCUUUUGACUCCGCUGAAGUUUUGGUACUUGCUGGAGCUUCUUCGGGUGUGAUAAAGCUGUGGGAUGUUGAAGAAGCAAAGAUGGUUCGAGCUUUUACUGGACAUAGAUCCAAUUGUUCUGCUGUUGAAUUUCAUCCCUUUGGUGAAUUUUUGGCAUCGGGAUCUAGUGACGCGAAUCUAAAGAUUUGGGACAUCAGGAAGAAGGGAUGCAUACAGACGUACAAGGGUCAUUCUCGUGGCAUCAGCACUAUCAGGUUUACUCCCGAUGGUCGUUGGGUAGUCUCCGGAGGACUUGACAAUGUUGUAAAGGUAUGGGAUUUGACUGCUGGAAAGCUUUUGCAUGAAUUUAAGUUUCAUGAAGGACCUAUCCGUUCGCUAGACUUCCACCCGCUUGAGUUCCUCCUAGCCACAGGUUCUGCUGACAGGACUGUAAAGUUCUGGGAUUUGGAAACGUUUGAAUUGAUUGGAUCUACCCGACCAGAGGCUACUGGAGUUCGUUCAAUCAAAUUUCAUCCGGAUGGGCGAACCUUAUUUUGUGGUUUGGAUGACAGCUUAAAGGUUUAUUCAUGGGAACCUGUGGUUUGCCAUGAUGGUGUUGAUAUGGGAUGGUCAACGCUUGGUGACUUAUGCAUCAGCGAAGGAAAGCUCCUGGGUUGUUCAUACUACCAAAAUUCAGUAGGGAUUUGGGUCUCAGAUAUAUCACAGAUUGAGCCAUACGGCAUUGGAUCUGCGGAUAAAAAAGAGUGCGUGGAGAAAAUACUCAGUGCUCUGGAUGAUCAGUCCUUCGAUAGAAUAAAGAGUACCCCAAGGCGCAGCUCAUCUCCAGAUUAUGAGACGAAAGAGAUCAAAAACAUAUACAUCGACUGCGGAAAUUCGGCUGUUGCACAUAAGUCAGGAUCUCUAAGUACUCCAGCAACUUCUACUGGACAAGCAGGGGAUAAUAAGUCUUUAGUAGUGCAUAGUGUUGUUCCACGGGAUAGUGAUAUUGGGAAAGACUCUUCUGAUUCAGGAAAGGAAUCUAUCACUUUCUCAAAAACAAAGCCAGGCAUGCUGUUGAGACCGGCUUAUGUAAGAAAGACGCCAACAAAGUUUGAUGAAACAAAGAAGCAGUCAGUGGCUGUUGGAUAUCUAAAGAAAAGUGGAUUGGAUGGUGAGAAGAAACUAGAUACUGAGACGGCGUUUGAUUCAGAAAUGAGUGGUAGGAACCCAUAUGAUGCCGACGAUUCUAUCAUCAAGAGUAUCACCAACAAGUUUGAACAAGCUUUAUUACCAGAAUCACCGACUGAUGAAGCAAAAUGUAUGCUGCUGAAACCGCCUCGUGUACAGAGAUCACCAAGUACUAAGUACAAUGAGGCAAGAUGGGCGACAUCUACUGAUUCUGGAGCUUUAGACAGUAAAAAGAAUGGGUUAGAGUCCUCAAGAGACAUGGACUUGCCAACAGGGCUCAGGGAUGACAGAGGUAGUAACCCAUGUGAGGAAGAUAUCGAGAACAAGAGCAUUUCAAGUAGGUCAGAAAGAGUUCUGUCACCAGAAAAAGCUGGUGAUGAACUAAAAAGCCUUGAAUCCCCUGGAGGUAGCAAAGAAUCAAAAUCUGUGAAGGUUGUUAGAGGAGUAAAAGUUGUUUCGGGAAGGACACGGUCAUUGGUUGAGAGGUUUGAAAGAGGAGAAAAAAUUACUCAUUCUGAAGAUAAAGCAGCCAGUGCAACAGUAGUUCAUAGCUCUAAUUCUGUAGAGGAAGAGCCCCUGACAGCAUCGGUACAGACAGUUAGCAUGAUGCCUACCCAGGUAAUGCCAGUUAAACUUGAUCAGGCAACUAACUCGACCACAGUUGACGUUCCUGUGUUAUCAACACGACGAACUAAGAGUACUCCAGUCAGAGUAAUGCCUGUAGUACUCGGUCGGGACACUAGCAUGGCAACUGAUACGCCUCCUGUAACAUCAACCCGACCUGAUAGGACUUCAGCUACUAAUUUGACAUCUGAUGUGUCUGGUGUAACAUCAAAACGACAAACUAGGACUUCUCCAGCCCCCGUCAUGCCAAUGAUACUCAAUCAGACAACAAAAAUGAAAUCUGAUGAGCCUUCUAUAACAUCAACAUGGCCUGAUAGGACUUCGGCUACUGAUUUGACAUCUGAUGUGUCUGGUGUAAUAUCAUCACGACAAACUAGGACUUCUCCAGCACCGGUCAUGCCAAUGAAACUCAAUCAGAAAACAAAAAUAAAAUCUGAUGAGCCUCCUAUAACAUCAACACGGCCUGAUAGGCCUUCAGCUACUAAUUUGACAUCUGAUGAGUCUCCUGUAACAUCAACACGACAAGCAAAGACUUCUCCAGCCCCAGUUACGCCUGUGAUACUAAAUCAGCGUCAAACAACUAACAUGAAAUCUGAUGAGCCUCCUGUAAUAUCAACAAGACCACUUAGGACCUCUUCGGCACGAGUAAUGCCUGUGAUACUCAAUCAAGCAUCUACCACGUAUGAUGAGCGUCCUUUAUCAUCUUCACGAUCGGCUAGAACUUCUCCUGCCCGUAUAAUGCCUAUGAAACUCAAUCAAGCAGAUAAUAUGCCAUCGUAUGAGCCUCCAGUUGCAUUAACACGAUCAGCUAGGAACUCUCCCGCCCGUGUAAUUCCUGUGAAACUUAAUCAAGCAACAAAUGUGACAGCUGAUGCAUCUCAUAUAAGAUCCAGGCAAAGAUUUAGUCCAACUCAAACGCUGGCAACACCUGCAGUAUUUGAUCAGGUGACUGAUAUGACACUGGAUGAGACUACAAAAACUCAACAAUCUUCUGAUAUCUUGACCCAGAAGGAAGAGCCUCAGAUAUCUGGGAGAGAGGAUGAUGGUGACAUUUGGGAGAUUUUAAUGCGAACUCAUAGUGAGGUCUUAAACACUCUUCAAUCACGGUUGACAAAAUUACAGAUUGUAAGACAUUUCUGGGAACGUAGUGAUAUUAAAGGCGCGAUUGCGGCCUUAAGAAAACUGUCAGAUCACUCUGUUCAAGCAGAUGUGAUCAAUAUUCUAACAGACAAAACAGAGAUUUUAACAUUAGAUUUAUUUUCUCAAUUAGCACCCGUCCUCACAGGCUUAUUGGGCAGCAAGACUGAGAGGCCUGUAAAUGUCUCCUUGGAAAUGCUCUUGAAGCUUGUAGCAGUGUUUGGCACAGUUAUACAAUCAACUGUUUCAGCACGACGAGUUGUCGGCGUUGAUCUUCAUGCAGAGGAAAGGUUACAGAUCUGCCAAAGCUGUUCUGCGGAAUUGCAAAAGGUUCAGAAGAUUCUUCCACUACUGACAAGAAGAGGUGGUCUUAUAGCAAGAAAGGCACAAGAACUAAACCUAGUUCUUCAAACACCAUAGCUCCUGGUUCAAAGUCAAGACCACUCGGAAUCACUUGCGAACUGUAACCCCCUCCUGCUGAGUUUUCCAAUUUGUACAAUGUACAUUAUCAAGAACCAUCUUCAUGUUCCUCCCGGUGCUUUUGUAUUGAAGAUUCGCUGAAAAGUCGCAGGUUCUUGUGCGGGGUUUGAUAUAGAAUUGUGCCAGGAGAACAUGAAAAGUCACUCGGGGAAAAACUCGGUAUAUUGCUGUAAAUCAAUCUGUCUGGGAUUAGAGUUGUAUGUGCUUCAGAUUCUUGAUUCAGUGAAUCUCAAAUGUGUAGCUGAAAUGGCAAUUACAAUGUCGUUCUAUGUGAAUGUAAUGUGCAAUCCUAAUGAGAAGACGCAAUCGGUAUAUGAAUUUCACUUGGCAAUCCACUUUUGGUCCCUCGACAUAUAUCUGAUUUUUGGAAUUGGUCAUGUGUCAUGUUGAGGUUAGAAUAUAGACCUAUCAAAG